AUGAUUUGGCUUGUUUCGAUGCUCUUUGGCAUCCAGGUGCUUUGCUCCUGCACUGCUGUCUCUCCUCCCAGGGAAGUUGCUGCUGCACUGCUCUCCCCCCGCUGCGACGACCCUGCAGUAGAGCAUGCUACAGACAUGGCUCUUCGCCAGAUCAAUGCUGAUAGGGAAGAGGGCUACAUAUUCAGUCUCUACCGAAUUUUCAGCGCCCGAGAACAACCUCAGGAGACCACUGGUUCUGUCUUCUAUCUCAUCUUGGAUGUAGUAGACACUGAAUGCCCUGUACUCAGCAGAAAGCUGUGGAAGAACUGUGCUCACAGACCUGCUCAUUUAGCUGUUUAUGGUCAAUGCAAAGCAAUUAUCUACAUUAAUCAGGCAAGAAAUAUUGCUCAUCUGAAUACUUAUGAGUGCACUUUACAACCAGUUCCAUCCAGAUACAUUUGGUCAGUAUGUCCUGACUGUCCAGUGAACGGCAACGUAAGUGAGCCCGAAUGUAUCGAGUCUGCUCUUCUAUGUCUUGCCAAGUUCAAUGAAGAGAGUGAACAAACUAACUAUUUCUCUCUCCUCAAUGUCACAAGAGUUUCAAUGCAGUGGGUCUUUGGUCCUGCAUACUUUGUAGAGUUUUUGAUUCAGGAGACCUCCUGCUCCAAGAAGGAAAAGGUUGCUGACGUCUCCAAGUGUGAGCCCCUUCCAUCAGAUGUAGCUCAAAUCGGUUUCUGCCAUGGCUCUAAAGUAAGAUCACACUUGGGAGAGUCGGUCAGCGUGUCCUGUGAAAUCUUCAGCCAGCAGGAUCCUGCCACCAAAGAGGGGAAACAGGAAGCUAAUCAGACACCUGGAAAACCCAGCCAGGAUCAAGAAGCUUCCGCUUCAGAAGACAGUUUCUCCUCACACCUAGGAAAAACAGUGGGCUCGAUUAAAAUGCUUCCCCCUUCAGAUGAGGAUAUCACUUUCUUUAGCCUAAAAGAAAGUCAAGACAGAGAGCAGGAUGGAAAGCCAGUUCCACCUGGGGCUGUAGGACCUACACCCAGUCAUGUUAGAGAAAAGACUCAAGUGAAGAAACCAGACUUGACCAAACCAGUCACUGAACCAGUUUUUCUUCCUUUUCCUGAGGAAGUUUCUGCAUCAGACUCAUGCCCAGGAGAAGCAAAGAAGAUGGAUGGCAUCCUCCAUCCUUUAGUGAUCAGAAAGCCUACUACAGCCUAG
Acanthisitta chloris (rifleman) is the source of this 1200-nucleotide messenger RNA. RefSeq names its product fetuin B (gene FETUB). The transcript is spliced from 7 exons. The record is from RefSeq and is a predicted model, not a curated record. Gene Ontology annotation, molecular function: cysteine-type endopeptidase inhibitor activity; metalloendopeptidase inhibitor activity. Gene Ontology annotation, cellular component: extracellular region. The coding region runs from base 1 to 1200 and encodes 399 amino acids. Gene Ontology annotation, biological process: binding of sperm to zona pellucida; negative regulation of endopeptidase activity. NCBI's taxonomy places the organism in Eukaryota, Metazoa, Chordata, Aves, Passeriformes, Acanthisittidae.